Molecule: messenger RNA, 4195 nt
Organism: Cuculus canorus (common cuckoo)
Lineage: Eukaryota; Metazoa; Chordata; Aves; Cuculiformes; Cuculidae
Gene: ADRA2C
Product: adrenoceptor alpha 2C
Exons: 1
Coding region: 131-1462 (443 amino acids)
Biological process (GO): platelet activation; adenylate cyclase-activating adrenergic receptor signaling pathway; regulation of smooth muscle contraction
Cellular component (GO): membrane
Molecular function (GO): alpha2-adrenergic receptor activity
Source: RefSeq, a predicted model, not a curated record
GCCCCCUCGCCGCGCCGGGGCGGGCCCUGCCCGGAGCGGCCGCGGCUCCGCGAUGAGGGCGGCGGGGCGGCGGGGCGGCCGGGGGCUGCGCGGGGCUCUCUGAGGGCGCCGGCGCCCCGCGCACCCCAACAUGGAUCUGCUGAUGCUGGUCAACGCCAGCCCGGGCUCCCUCAACGAGUCCCUGGCGCUGCCCCCGUCCUCGCCGGCCCUCCUGCAGCCGCCCUCGCCCUACUCCCCGGCGGCCGUGGCCAGCCUGGCCGCCCUGGUGGGUUUCCUCAUCGUCUUCACCAUCGUGGGCAACGUGCUGGUGGUGAUCGCGGUGCUCACCAGCCGGGCUCUGAGAGCCCCCCAGAACCUCUUCCUGGUGUCGCUGGCCAGCGCGGACAUCCUGGUGGCUACUCUGGUCAUGCCUUUCUCCUUAGCCAACGAGCUUAUGAAUUACUGGUACUUCGGCAAGGCUUGGUGUAACAUUUACCUGGCGCUGGACGUGCUCUUCUGCACCUCCUCCAUCGUGCACCUGUGUGCCAUCAGCCUGGACAGGUACUGGUCAGUCACACAGGCGGUGGAGUACAACCUCAAACGGACCCCGCGGCGGAUCAAGGCCAUCAUCCUCACUGUCUGGCUCAUUUCAGCUGUCAUCUCCUUCCCACCGUUGAUCUCCAUGUACCGGGACCCUGAAGGAGAUGUCUUUCCCCAGUGCAAGCUCAAUGAUGAGACGUGGUACAUCCUUUCUUCUUGCAUUGGCUCUUUCUUUGCUCCCUGCCUCAUCAUGGUGUUGGUCUAUAUCCGCAUCUACCGUGUGGCCAAGCUAAGGACCAGGACCCUCUCUGAGAAGCGUACAAUGCCAGAGGGGUCCUCACAGACUGAAAAUGGCUUGAGCCGCCCUGCUGGGGGCUGCACGUCCCUCAGGAUGCAGCUGGGAGAGAAUGGACAUUACUCAGGGCACCACUGGCGCAAAGCCUCUGAGCUGGAGGACAUUGAGCUGGAGGAGAGCAGCACUUCAGAAAGCAGACGGAGGCGGAGCCGGGAGGAGCAUCCCCGCAAGAGCAGCAAGAGCCGGUCCUUCUCCUACUCAUAUUCCUCCAAGCACUCUUCUAGUAGUCGUCUGUCCCGCGCUAGCAAUCGCUCCAUGCAGUUCUUCUCAUAUCGCCGUCGCCGGAAGCGUAGCAGCAUCUGCCGUAAGAAAGUCGCCCAGGCCCGGGAGAAACGUUUCACUUUUGUGCUGGCUGUGGUCAUGGGAGUCUUUGUAGUUUGCUGGUUCCCUUUCUUCUUCAGCUACAGCCUCUAUGGUAUUUGCCGGGAGGCAUGUGAGGUCCCUGAGACUCUCUUCAAGUUCUUUUUCUGGAUUGGGUAUUGCAAUAGCUCCCUCAACCCAGUCAUCUAUACCAUCUUCAACCAGGACUUCCGCAGGUCCUUUAAACACAUUCUAUUUAAGAAGAAGAAGAAGAGCUUCCGGCACUGAGCUGGAGGAAUAGAUUUGCCUUUAGCAAGAGUGGAGUUGAAAGAGAAGGGGAACGUUCUAUGCUGAAAAAGAAAGGAAGGAAGAGAACAUGGGGUUUGGGGUUGGAGAGAAGCAAGAGGGGUUAUCUCCUUGGUGGAGCAGUGAUGGUGUGGGGUACAGGGACAGUGUCAGGGAGGCAUAGGGCAUUCACCAUGGUACAGAAUGGUGACAUGGUGCUGGAGAAGUGGUACUGGAGUGUGGAUGAGUAAACUGGGAGGGGAGUGAUCACCUGGAACCCUGAUGGAGAACAUGUAGUGUCCACAGAGGAAAGUAGGGGAAGAAACUGAGUUUGGGAGUUCUGGAAUUUUGUGGGAAGACAAACAGAGACAUCAAAAGGAAGGAUUAAGUGGCAAUGAUAGUGGCGAUUUAAGUAUUUAUAAAUAGAGGAGCUGGAGCCUGUGAUAGGCUCUUCCCAGUAAGAAAUUGGCUUUUACUGUUUGUGUGGAGAAAGAAAGUGCAAAGUACCAGGCACUGACAGUCAUUUGAGUUAUGAAAGGAUUUAAAUGUUUGCCAAAAAAGCCCUAAAGAACAAUCCAAACUCUUUUCUAAAUAAACCUUUGUACUGUUAAAACCUUCUGAAUGAUGAUUUUACACAGGGCUUAAGUCAAACGGAAAAUGUGGGGGUUUCUUUUACUUUGGAGGGGUCUUUUUUCAUAUAGAGCUGAAUGGGAAACAUCUUUCCUAUUUUCCCAUAAUUUUAAAUUUGUCAGUGCGGGAAGCCUGGCAGUCUUGCAUGUUUUCAUGAAAUAUGAAAAGGAGCACAUGCACCCCGUGAAAUUAUUUCUCCCUGUUGGAUUACCAGGAGGUAAAUUCCUGCUCCAUUGCUUUCAGAUCAGUAGCCUAAGCACCUCUCUGUCCUGGAGUGAAAAAAGAAAGAAAUCAUUUUGGUAAAAAUGUUUUGACCUAUAUUUUCUGAGUUAAAAAAGUCAAAUUUCCAGCCAGCUCAACUUACAUGUGCCCUAAGGAACUUUCCCCCCGUCUUUUUAGGUCCCUCUUAAAAGGCUUAUCUCAGGGGCUGGAUGCAUGCUGCUCUCAUUCUGAGACAGGCAGUUGGAGGCAGUCUGCUAUGCAGAAUUUCAGAGGGAGAGCAAUCAUCACACCACCAAGGUCUUUAAAUCCUUCAUAUUUACAUUCUUAGAGCAAUUAAAUCCUUUAUUUUUUUAAUGAGAAGCAUAUAUAGCAGAUUGUCAGUGCUGUAUGUGAACAAAUCUCAAAAGAAGGUGCAGCUGUUCCAAACCUUUAAUGUUAUUGUUGCUUUCUUUCCCUUUUCCUGUCUGCAUUUCUAGUUUAUGAUUUCAAAGAAUUUUGUUGGGGGGAGGAGAGGGAAGAGAGGAGAAGAAUUUGAAUUAGUUAUUAAAGCAAACCCUAUUUCCCAUGGGUUUAUAAAAUGUCAUAAACUGUGAUGAAGAGCAUGAGAAACAAGGACUGGUGUCUGUACACUCACCACUGAAUACAUACCAAGUGUAAACUCAGCUGAGCAUUUACAUCCCUUCUCCAGCUGUGCUGCUGCGAGGUGUGUAUUCUGUUUGCGGGGUAAAUACCACUCCAUUUUAUGCUCCUUCCAUAGGCAGCAGUAUUUGGCAUCUGCCUCAAAAGAACCUUUGCAAGUAAACAGCUCUUUGAAAAAUAGAAUGAAAUCUAAGCUUGUGCUGCAGGCUUCUUGAAACAGCUUUGAAUCUAUACCUGAGAAUCAUUAGAUAUCCCCUUUACUAGUCCUGUUCUGUGUGAAAGGUGCCCGUACCCUCUCUUCUCUUGAAAUUUCUGUGGAUUAAGAAGAAAUGAUAGAGCAGUCCCUUCGUUUCCUCGGUUCUUCAUAAUAAGCAUUUGGUUCACAUAACCCUGGAAGAAGGAGGUUGUUGGUGGCUAAGAUUCUGAUGUUAAUUCAAAAGAAAAUUUAACUUCAGGGUCGACUUAUAGGAUUUCUGCCAAAAUAAGGAUUAUAUGAUUGCACCAAAUGCAUUAGAAGUUUGUUUGAUUUCACUAAAGCAGCAACUGAGACAUUUUCAAAGUCAUAAGUCCGUAACUUAUUGGAUCCUUUCUUGAAGUAAGGCUUGGAGUGGUGAAAACAUUUGAGCUUUGUUUAAACAUUUGCACUUAAAGAAGGGAUAUUAAGACUUAUUUUCAGGAAUAUUCCUUUAUGAAUAACAGUGAUUUGGUACAAGUACAUGUCUGAAACAAAUAAAUAGGAAAAAAAAAUAGCACCCAAGAGGAGGAAAUUACAAGCCAUUUUCUCUUUAGCAAAAUGGAGAAUUGUUUUAAAAGUUAGUUACAUCAAGAAGAGCUGAAACAAGAUUAUAUUGUUUGUAGGUAAUGAUGUAGCUAAAAAUUUCAUGUUUGAUUAAUCUGAAGAAACUAUAUAAUUGCCAGAGCAACCAAAGCAACACAUGGUACAUAGCUACUACCUCUGAGCUACUGGGUGGCUUCAUUGGAGAUACCCAUUUCUACCAAGAUGAAGGUCUGCUUUUGUCAGGUAGUCUCAUUGAGAGUGGUUUCCCAGUCUGCAGACACACAGCAGUUUUCAUUCUUGCGCUGCUUUUGAAAUGAGAUUUGUUGCCUAUAAACAAUCCUUUCACUUCGUUUUUCCUUGUAGAAUUCAAGGAGGCUAUGGAAGUGAAAUUUAAUUGACAUUCAGAUUUUAGUGAAGGUUAAGUAUGUAUGGAAUGACUGAUGUGCCUUAAACGUAAUUUCUUUGCU